AUGGGACAAAGGAGACCCGAUCAGCGGCGGGAGCGGCAUGUGAAAAUACUCUUCUUUGUUGUGUUACUUGUUUAUGGCAAAACCGUUUUGGCACAAAUACGCUACUCUAUUUCUGAAGAGCUAAAGGACGGAACUGCUGUGGGAAAUGUUGCCAAGGAUUUGGGUAUUGAUCACAGAACCUUAAAGGAGCGCGGAUUUCGCAUUGUCUCCACCUCAGGCGAGUCCAUGUUUAGCGUAAACCAGAACGACGGUGUCUUGUAUGUGAAAGGUAAAUUAGAUAGAGAGACUGUGUGCGAAAGAAGCACUUCGUGUUUAAUCAAUCUGAAAAUUGCUUUAGAAAAUCCUCUCGAGAUCCAUUAUGUGACUGUUGAUUUAAUAGACGUGAAUGAUCACGCACCGAUGUUUCCAGAGAAGGAAAAGCGUUUAGAAAUAAGCGAAACGGUGCUUCCCGGUGCGCGUUUCCAGCUUCAGGCUGCGCGCGAUCCAGACAGUGGCAGUAAUUCAGUUCAGACUUAUAAACUGAGCCACACCGAAUAUUUUCGUAUUGAAAUUAUAGAUCUUGAUGAUGACGGUAAAGUUCCAGCGCUUGUUUUGCAAAAACCGCUGGACCGAGAGGUAUCAAAAAUUAUGAAAUUGCAGUUAACUGCUUUAGAUGGAGGCAGACCACCAAAGUCUGGAACUAUGGAUAUAAUUAUAGAUGUGUUGGAUAUUAAUGAUAAUGCACCUGUUUUUACUAAAGACACUUACAGUGUAAUUCUGAAUGAAAACACUGCAGUUGGCACAACUAUUUUAAGAGUGAAUGCAACUGAUCGUGACGAAGGACAAAACGGAGAAGUAGUUUAUUCAUUAGGGCAUAACGUUAAUUACAAGUUGCGGAAACUAUUUGAUGUAAAUCCAGUAACAGGAGACGUUAUCGUGACAGGUCUAUUGGAUUAUGAAGUCAAAGACAAAUAUCAGAUUAGCAUUCAAGCAUCAGAUAAAGGGAUUGUCCCUCUAACAUCAGAUAAAAUUGUUACUAUAAAAAUCGCAGAUGUAAAUGAUAAUGAACCUCAGAUAGAAGUGACGUCAUUCUCAAGCACCAUUCCAGAAGACUCUAAACCUGGAACAACUGUGGCUCUAAUAAGUGUGUCUGAUUUAGAUUCUGGGAUAAAUGGCAGAGUCACCUGUUCAUUAUCCGACAACAUACCUUUCCAGCUAAUGCCAUCAUCUCAAGAAAAUACAUAUUCAUUAGUGACAACAUCUGCUCUAGACAGAGAGACAAUUGCUCACUAUGACAUUACAUUAGAAGCCAAAGACGCUGGUCAACCACCACUGUCUUCUGUUAAAUCUGUAACUGUUCAGAUAUCAGAUGUAAAUGACAAUAGUCCAGAGUUCUCUUCUUCCCCUUAUGCAUUUUAUGUGAUGGAGAAUAAUGCUCCAGGCAAAUCUUUAUUUUCUGUAUCUGCCUCUGACAAAGACACAGGUGAAAACAGUGUUGUCAGCUAUCAGAUAUGGAGAGAUGGUGGUGCAGAAAACAAGUUUACAUCUUUCAUUAAUAUUAACUCUGAAAAUGGGGAGAUUUAUGCCCUGAAGAGUUUUGACUUUGAAACUUCCAAAACGUUUCAGUUCCACGUGCUCGCCACAGACUCUGGAAGUCCAUCUCUGAGCAGUAACGUGACAGUGAACGUGUUUAUUCUGGAUCAGAACGACAACGUUCCAGUGAUCUUAUAUCCAGUCAGCGCUAACGGUUCUGCUGAGGGUGUGGAAGAGAUUCCCCGUAAUGUGAACGCAGGUCAUUUGGUGACUAAAGUCAGAGCCUAUGACGCAGAUAUAGGAUACAACGGCUGGCUAUUAUUCUCACUGCAGGAAGUUAGUGAGCACAGUCUCUUUGCUUUGGACCGCUAUACAGGACAGAUAAGGACCCUUCGCUCAUUCACAGAAACAGACGAGGCCCAGCAUAAACUGCUCAUACUGGUCAAAGACAAUGGGAACGUUUCCCUCUCAGCAACAGCGACUGUGAUUGUCAAAAUUGUGGAGCCCAAAGAGGCUUUUGCAGCUCCUGAUGAUAAAACCGCAGUAAAAGACGAGGAGGAAAACAACGUCACAUUUUAUUUGAUCAUCACUUUGGGCUCGGUUUCAGUGCUUUUCGUCAUCAGCAUCAUCGUGUUGAUUGUAAUGCAGUGCUCCAAAUCUACAGACUAUUCGUCCAAGUAUUUACAGGACGCAAAUUAUGACGGGACUCUGUGUCACAGCAUCCAGUACAGAUCUGGAGACAAACGCUACAUGUUAGUUGGACCCAGAAUGAGUAUCGGCUCUACUAUAGCACCAGGCAGUAAUAGGAAUACUCUAGUCAUACCAGAUCGCAGGAGGAGGGAUUCUGGAGAGGUAAGAACAAGAGUAGUACUUUGCUAUAUUUUAUUUAUGGUCAUUAUUGCUUUAAAAGAAAAAAUCAAAUACAGCGAGAGCGGCUGA
This is a messenger RNA of Danio aesculapii, 2451 nucleotides long. Its product is annotated as protocadherin alpha-8-like. NCBI's taxonomy places the organism in Eukaryota, Metazoa, Chordata, Actinopteri, Cypriniformes, Danionidae. Gene Ontology annotation, biological process: homophilic cell-cell adhesion. Gene Ontology annotation, cellular component: plasma membrane. The transcript has 2 exons. Gene Ontology annotation, molecular function: calcium ion binding. Bases 1 to 2451 code for a protein of 816 amino acids. The record is from RefSeq and is a predicted model, not a curated record.